AUGGGCUACAUGGACCCGGAGUGCCUCGUCACAGGCCGCGCGGGUCCAGAGUCCGACGUGUACAGCUUCGGCGUCGUGCUCCUCGAGAUCGCCUGCGGCCGCCCGCCCGUGGUGCUCGACCAGGCGGAGCACCAGGACCAGGGCAGGACGCGCCUCGUGGAAUGGGUCUGGGGCCUGUAUGGGAGAGGGUCCGUUCUUGAAGCCGCCGACGAGCGGAUGGACGGCGAGUUCGACCACGGCGAGAUGGAGCGUGUGAUGGUCGUCGGGCUGGCGUGCGCCCAUCCAGACCCCAGCCUGCGGCCUUCCAUCAGGCAGGCUGUGAGCAUGCUUCAGUGUGAGGUGACGCUGCCAACGCUGCCUGAGAAGAUGCCCACUCCCAAGUACACCUGA
This is a messenger RNA of Miscanthus lutarioriparius, 390 nucleotides long. NCBI's taxonomy places the organism in Eukaryota, Viridiplantae, Streptophyta, Magnoliopsida, Poales, Poaceae. The record is from the annotation of a GenBank genome assembly.